AUGGACCCCUCCUUGCCUCCACCUUCCCCUGCGAACACUUUCCCAGUCCUUCCAAAUUUUUCUCUGCCUUCCACUCCUCCGUCCACUUCUCCAUCGCCUAGCCUAGCAUCCACCGCUGUCUUCUGCUCCUUCCUCUCCCUGCUUUCCUUACUAGGCAUCAUUGGCAACCUGUACACUCUGGUUCUCCUUCUGAGGCGCAGGAGAAGCAGAAGGAGAAACGGAGUGGGACUAACCUGCUGCUUAACCCGAGUCCCCUCUUGCCUGUCCGACCCUUCCUCUCUGUCCCCCUCUUCGUCUCCACUCUCCUCUUCUUCUUCUUCGUCCUCUCUCCACCUCCAGGUGCUGAGUCUAGCUCUGGCCGACCUGCUCUACCUGUUCACCGCACCAUUCAUCGUCUACGACAGCCUAACAUCCGACUGGGCUUUUGGAGAAUUGGGCUGCCGUCUCCUCCUGAGCUUGGACCUCCUCACCAUGCACGCUUCUAUCUUCACCCUCACCGCCAUGAGUCUGGACCGUUACAGAGCCGUGGCGCACCCCCUGCACACCUCGUCCACCAACUCUUCAGGUCUACUAAGAGUCAGUUUAGCUUGGGGGCUAGCAGUGGCGCUGAGUUUACCCAUGAUGAUCACCCUGCACCUGGAGGAAGGGGAGAACCAGGAGGGACGGUUGUGCGUUCCGGCGUGGGACGAACAGAGCUCCAAGGCUUAUCUAAGCGUGCUCUUCUGUACCAGCAUUCUCGGACCGGGCCUGGCUAUAGGAGCUCUCUACGCUACUCUCGGACGACUCUACUGGGUGUCUCAAACCAGAGCUCCGUGGGGAACUGGCACUAGUACCGCUUGCCCCGCCCGUGCUCCCAAACCCAAAGUCUUGCUCCUGAUCCUGGGUAUCGUCCUAGCAUUUUGGGCCUGCUUCCUUCCUUUCUGGAUCUGGCAGCUUCUUCUUCUCUACCAGCCCGGCAUGCUAAGGACAGUACCGGUGGGCACUCAGGUGACAGUCAACCGGAUCCUAACAGGGCUGACGUACGGAAACUCUUGCGUGAAUCCGUUUUUCUACACGCUACUGACCGGGAAGCGAAGACGCAACCGGCCGACGCUGACGUCGGCCAAUCAGCUCUGCCGCAAGAGCAGUCCGCUGUAG
This is a messenger RNA of Nerophis lumbriciformis (worm pipefish), 1137 nucleotides long. Lineage: Eukaryota; Metazoa; Chordata; Actinopteri; Syngnathiformes; Syngnathidae. The record is from RefSeq and is a predicted model, not a curated record.